Molecule: messenger RNA, 2313 nt
Organism: Trichomycterus rosablanca
Lineage: Eukaryota; Metazoa; Chordata; Actinopteri; Siluriformes; Trichomycteridae
Gene: aldh6a1
Product: aldehyde dehydrogenase 6 family, member A1
Exons: 12
Coding region: 99-1676 (525 amino acids)
Biological process (GO): thymine catabolic process; L-valine catabolic process
Cellular component (GO): mitochondrion
Molecular function (GO): methylmalonate-semialdehyde dehydrogenase (acylating, NAD+) activity; malonate-semialdehyde dehydrogenase (acetylating, [NAD(P)+]) activity
Source: RefSeq, a predicted model, not a curated record
GAGAUAGGAGAGAGGUUUACCUGUCCGGGUAACCUGGGGAGCCUUGCAUUAUUAAUUUCUGGGGUAAUACAGCCACCACAAAAACUCCAACUUCAGUCAUGGCAGCGACAUUAACGCGUUCCGUACUCAAGAGGAGGAUUCCUCUUCGGAUGGGACGAAUGAGUUACUCGUCAUCUGUGCCAACCACCAAGCUGUUUAUUGAUGGAAAGUUUGUAGAGUCCAAGAGUUCAGAAUGGUUAGACAUUCACAAUCCUGCCACCAAUGAGGUAAUUGGUCGAGUCCCUAAGGCCACACAGGAGGAGAUGCUAGCUGCUGUGAACUCAUGCUCGCGUGCCUUUCACUCCUGGUCUGAGACGUCCAUUCUGACACGCCAGCAGAUUUUCCUCCGCUACCAGCAGCUUAUUAAAGACAACAUUAAAGAGCUGGCUAAGCUGAUCACUCUGGAACAGGGUAAAACACUGGCAGACGCUGAGGGUGACGUGUUCAGAGGAUUGCAGGUGGUAGAGCAUACAUGUAGCAUCACAUCUCUCAUGCUGGGAGAGACUCUGCCCUCUAUCACUAAAGAUAUGGACACCUACACAUACCGGCUACCCAUUGGUGUCUGUGCUGGCAUUGCCCCUUUUAACUUUCCUGCCAUGAUCCCUCUUUGGAUGUUCCCUAUGGGUAUGGUGUGCGGUAACACAUACUUGAUGAAGCCUUCAGAGCGAGUUCCUGGAUGUGCUAUGAUGCUGGCUAAACUACUGCAGGAUGCUGGAGCUCCAGAUGGCACCCUCAACAUCAUUCAUGGCCAACAUAAUGCUGUGAACUUUAUCUGUGAUCAUCCUGCUAUAAAGGCUAUCAGCUUUGUGGGUUCCAACCAGGCUGGAGAGUACAUCUAUGAGAGAGGCUCCAAACAUGGCAAGAGAGUUCAAUCCAACAUGGGUGCAAAGAACCAUGGUGUGGUAAUGCCAGAUGCUAAUAAGGAGAACACAUUGAACCAGCUGGUGGGCGCUGCAUUCGGAGCAGCUGGCCAACGGUGCAUGGCACUUUCCACUGCCAUCCUGGUAGGAGAGGCCCGCAACUGGCUGCCUGAACUAGUGGAGCGUUCUAAAAACCUACGUGUUAAUGCAGGUGACCAGCCAGGUGCAGAUGUUGGACCCCUGAUCACCCCUCAAGCCAAGGAACGUGUCAACUCAUUGAUCCAGAGCGGAAUUGAUGAAGGUGCCUCUCUGCUGCUCGAUGGCAGGAAUGUAAACGUCAAAGGUUAUGAGAAGGGCAACUUUGUGGGACCCACCAUCAUCAGUAAUGUAACAACAGACAUGCAGUGUUAUAAGGAAGAGAUCUUUGGGCCUGUACUGGUGGUGUUAGAGGUUGACACCUUGGACGAAGCUAUCGAUAUUGUCAAUAAAAACCCAUAUGGCAACGGAACCGCCAUCUUUACCACCAAUGGAGCUGUAGCUCGCAAAUACACCCAUGAUGUGGAUGUUGGCCAGAUUGGAGUGAAUGUUCCAAUCCCAGUUCCCCUGCCCAUGUUCUCCUUCACUGGCUCCAGAGGCUCUUUUAGAGGUGAUACCAACUUUUAUGGCAAACAAGGCAUCCAGUUCUACACACAGAUCAAAACCGUUACUUCGCAGUGGAAGGCAGAGGAUGCUACAGUUAAGUCUCCAGCGGUUACCAUGCCAACCAUGGGACGUUAAGUUGCAAUAUACCCAUGAAAAGUGUGUGAAAGACCGUAUAGGGGGACAUUUUCGAAUGAUGCCUUAAUGUUUAGUGAGAUUACUUCAAGUGAUUUGGCUUUCAUAGCUUUAGAAACACUCAUUUAGAUCCACAGAUCAGUGUAAGUGAUUAAUGGGGCCCUAUUGUUUGUUGGUUUUCUGACAACAUUAAACCUAUUUUGUUUUACUCCAAACUGUUUUCCAUGUUAUUGCCAACCAGCAUUACCAGAUAUGUCCACUUUAUUCUCACUUGCAGUGGUAUUCACAUUUGUCAGCAGACUGCAGAAAUUUGACAGCCUCCAGACUUUUCCAUGGAGCUGAAUGAAGAAUUAAUAGUUUUCCAUUUAUUAUUCAGUAGUUUUGCCCUUCCAUUACACUUUAGGCUUUAGUGUCUGAAUUUUGUAAUGCAUUUUAAUCAGUUCUCAGUACUGAUAAAGCACAACAAUGCUGAAACAGAAAGCAUUUAUUUAACACUGGCAUGUUAUUUUUAUUCAUGUAAAGGUUUGUCAUUACAUUUCUCUUCUAACAUCAGUUUGCAUGAAGGUCACUUGUAAUUACAGAAGGUUUUCUGAAUGUAAGAGCUAAAUAAACUUGACUGUGUGAUCAUCAACUACUUUAA